Molecule: messenger RNA, 1578 nt
Organism: Closterium sp. NIES-65
Lineage: Eukaryota; Viridiplantae; Streptophyta; Zygnematophyceae; Desmidiales; Closteriaceae
Source: the annotation of a GenBank genome assembly
AUGCGUCACCCGGCAUCCCAUGCGUCACAUUCUCAUGGUCCCAUCAGGAUCGACCAGCACACACAGCACACAGCAGCUCGUCGCAGCGACCCGCUCUCUUCCUCCAGCCUCUACCACACGCCGGCCAGACCGGCUGUUGAGUCGACUCACAAGUCACACAAUAUUUCAUGUGCCACGUUCGCACUACCCCAUCAGGAUCGACCAGCGCACUCAGCGCAGAGCUCGUCGCAGCGACCCGCUCUCUUCCUCCAGCCUCUGCCACACGCCGACCAGACAGGCCAGGAGAUGAGCGAGCGCCUGUUUGUGGACGUGCGGCCGUCGCCCUGCCAGUCCUGUCAGCAGCGAGGGGUGUUCCUGCAAGGCAGAGUGCUGCUGCCCGUGCAGCCAUGUGGAGACGGUACUGUGCUCUUCCAUUUCUGGUUUGGCCACGGCAGCCAGCGCAAGUCGCAAGCCGUGCGUCGCUCCCGCUGCCCCAUCUGCCGCACUGCAUGUGGCACCACCAAGGGUCUCAGGAAUCACCUGGAAGCUUCUCACAGCCGCUUUGACUACACCUUCCAUCUCCAGCAGCCAUUGCCAGUCGUCCACGUCACCUGCAAGCCUCAGCUGGUAACCACAUGCGCUGGCCUCAGCUGCACUGCCAGAGAUAAUCGCAAUGGUGAGGAUGCCAGUGGCGCUUGUGUGGGUGGUGAAAAGGAUGGUGGGGCUGCUGCAGGUGAUGUUUGUGUUGCUGCAGCUGGAGCAGCAGCAGCAGCAGCAGAAGGAGCAGGAGCAGCAGCAGCAGCAGCAGAAGGAGCAGGAGCAGCAGCAGCAGCAGAAGGAGCAGGAGCAGCAGCAGCAGGGGGAGCAAAAGGAAAAGAAAGAGUAGAUUUUGGGGGUGGGGGGGUAUUAAAAGAGAAGGGGACAGAGGAGGAGGGAGCAAAGGAGGAGGAGAGGGGAGAAAGGAAGGGGAAGAGAGAGGAGAAGGAGAAGAAAAAGGGGAAGGAGAAGGCGGAGGGGAAAGUGGAGGCAGUGGAGGAGAAGAAGAGAGUAGAAAUGUCAUUGGAGGUGGCUCAAAGGAUUGCUGAGGAGAUGCGGGCGGAAGCGAAGGCUUCAAGAGACAGAGGGCGUCGAUUUGAGCGGGCUGAAGAGGAGGCAAGGGAGGAGGUCUGCAGGAAAUGGUCAUCAGGGCUCCUGCAGAGAACCUUCUACCACUCGCAGCGAUGGCAGCCAAUCACGGCGCAGGAGAUGGUGCAGGAUUCAGACAGCGAGGACGAGUGGGACGAAGCUGCCGCCUCGUAUGCCGACCGAAAGUUGCUGGGCGAGUUUGAGGACGUGUUGGGAGAGGAGAAGGGCAUUAUGCACCGCUGGAUGGCGUUUGUGCGCCGCCACAGGGUAAUUGCAGACAGGCAUGUGCCGUGGGCGUGUGAGGCCUUCGCCAUCACACAUAAGGACUUCCUCUCCUCCUCCCCAUGCACUCGCAUGUGCUUCAUGCUUUAUCUAGUCAAGCUGUGGAACGUGAAUCUGAUUCCGGGCGGCGUCAUUCAGAAGUGCUUGCAAAUAGUAGAUUCCGCCGGCCAACAGCACCCGCCCAAGUUGUGA